Molecule: messenger RNA, 2253 nt
Organism: Closterium sp. Naga37s-1
Lineage: Eukaryota; Viridiplantae; Streptophyta; Zygnematophyceae; Desmidiales; Closteriaceae
Source: the annotation of a GenBank genome assembly
AUGGUGCAGUACAAUUUCAAGCGGAUCACGGUGGUCCCCACCGCCAAGGACUUUGUCGACAUCGUUCUGUCCAAAACGCAGCGCGGCACGCCGACGGUGAUCCACAAGGGCAGCGCCGUUAACAGAAUCCGUCAGUUUUACAUGCGCAAAGUCAAGUUCACGCAGCAGACGUUCCACGACAAGCUCACGACGAUUCUUGACGACUUUCCGCGGCUCGAGGAGAUCCAUCCGUUCUAUGGCGACCUCCUUAACGUGCUCUAUGAUAAGGAUCACUACAAGCUCGCGCUCGGACAGGUGAAUGUCGCUCGAGGGAUCAUUGACCGCAUCACCAAGGAGUACGUGCGCCUGCUCAAAUAUGGCGACUCGCUGUACCGUUGCAAGCAGCUCAAGCGCGCCGCGCUCGGUCGCAUGUGCACGCUCAUGCGCAAGCAGGGCCCCUCGCUCGCGUACCUCGAGCAGGUGCGGCAGCACAUGUCCCGCCUCCCGUCCAUCGAUCCCAACACGCGCACCAUCCUGGUGUGCGGGUACCCGAACGUGGGCAAGAGCUCGUUCGUGAACAAGGUGACGCGCGCGGACGUGGAGGUGCAGCCGUACGCCUUCACCACCAAGUCGCUCUUCGUGGGCCACACGGAUUACAAAUAUUUGCGCUGGCAGGUGAUCGACACCCCUGGAAUCCUGGACCACCCACUGGAGGAGCGCAACACCAUUGAGAUGCUCGCCGUCACGGCUCUGGCGCACCUGAGGGCAGCCGUGCUGUUUGUGGUGGACGCGUCUGGCAGCUGCGGGUAUACACUCGAGCAGCAGGCGGCUCUUUUUAACUCCAUUAAGCCCCUCUUCCUGAACAAGCCGCUCAUGGUGGUGUGCAACAAGGUGGAUCUGCAGCCGCUCGAAACGCUCUCGGAAGCCGACAGGAAGGUUCUGCAAGAGAUGGCGGCUGAAGCCGCCCGGUGCGGCGGCCCCGGCAUCGCUCCUCCUCUUGCUGCUGAGGGAGGCGAGGGGGCGAUGGAGGCGGUGAUGGGUGACGGUGAUGGCACGGGGUGUCUGCUCACCAUGAGCACCAUGACUGAUGUGAAUGUUGCUGCUGUUAAGAAUGCCGCAUGUGAACGACUGCUGCAGAUGCGCGUAGAGGCCAAGAUGCGCAGCAAGAGGGUGGAGGACGUGGCGAACCGAAUCCACGUGGCCAUGCCUCGCCCGCGCGACAGCAAGCCGCGCCCGCCAGUCAUCCCACAGGCUGUUCUCGACCGGCAGGCCAAGGGCGUCAAACCCUCCGAGGGGUGCAAGCUGGAGAAGGAUUAUCAAGAGGAGCUGGGCGGCGCGGGCGCCUACGUGGCGGACCACACGCGGCCGUACCUGUUGGGCGACGACACGUGGCGGCACGACGUGGUGCCGGAGAUCAUGGACGGGAAGAACGUGGCUGAUUUCGUGGAUGCGGAUAUCCUGGCGCGGUUGGAGGAGCUGGAGAGGGAGGAAUGGGAGAUGGAGCAGCAGGCGGAGGGGGUGGGCGAGUCCGAGUGGGGCGAGGCGAUGGACGAUGAGGAGGAGGACCUCGCGCCUGAAGAGGCCGAAGCAUUGGCGGCUAUCAGGCUGAAGAAGAAGCGCCUCAUCACCCAUCGCCAUCGCCAGCGCAGCGUGACGGACUCGCGGCCAAUCCUGCCGCGCCAUACGGACACGGGGCGGCAGUUCACAGCCGAGCGCAUGCGGCAAGAACUCUCCUCCAUCGGCCUCGACCCCUCCGCUGCCCUCGCGCGUAUCAAGGCCGGCAAGACCGGGGAAGGCGGGGACGUUAGCGGCGGUGGAACGGUGGCCAAGGGGAGGAAGAGAAGCAGGUCGAUGGCUAGAGAUGGGAUGGAGGUGGAUGGGGAGGAGGGGAGAGGCAGGCGCGGGGUUUCGCGGGGCCGGGACGGGAAGCGGGACGGGGGGGCGGGGAGAGAGGAAGGGGAGGAGGGCGGGAUGGAGUUGGACGAAGGGAACGAGGAGAGGCUGAGGAAGAGAAUCCGGCACAUGUCGCGGUCUCGGUCGCAGUCUUUGGGGAGGAUAGGCGGGACGGCGUCGGCGUUGGCUGCGGAGGCGGUGCCUGGGGAGGGGUUCCGGGAUACGGAGCAGAAGGUGGGGGCGAUUCAGCUGGCGAGGAAGCAUGCAAAGAAGCGCAACGUGCAGAGCAGGAAGGGCGAGGCGGACCGCACGAUUGUGAACGUGCGCCCCAAGCAUCUGUUCGCUGGGAAGAGAGGCAUUGGGAAGACGGACCGGCGGUAG